Seminavis robusta is the source of this 2511-nucleotide messenger RNA. Lineage: Eukaryota; Bacillariophyta; Bacillariophyceae; Naviculales; Naviculaceae. The record is from the annotation of a GenBank genome assembly.
AUGGCAAGGCGCAACAGUGCAAAGAAGCGUAGGUCGGGGACUGUCGGUUCUCUGUUGUGGGGAAGCAACCACUCGUCGUCAUUUCCAAGUGAAGAGUUUGGCAUGGAUCCCACUGAAGUUUCCGUAGGGGACGAGGUCUCUUCCGUUUCUUCCAAUGAGGAUGCGAGCCAUGCCACUGCCACUUCGACAAGUACCGCCAGUAGUGUCUUUUCCAUCCGCAAGAGUUCCAUCUUGUCUGUUUCGUUGAGAGAUUUGUGCCGAACCCCCUGGAAAGUCACGCUUGGCUUGGCUGCGUUCCUGGACUGUAUUUCCACCGUCUUGCCGGGUCGACUUGCCGUCCAUGAGCAACGAGGAAACAAAGCUUCCUGUGACGCGGAGCUCGAGUUGUUUGGCCAACACAUUAGCGUGACGAGCCCCAAGGUCGUGGAGGCGAUUGCUUGGCUUGACCAGAAUGCCGUGUACUUUGGCUUUUUGUUUUCCGUGCUUUGGUGCAUCCAAGCCUUUCGUGAUGCCAGGCACACACGAGAAAAAGCCAUGAGAGAGCGUGAUCGCAGGAGGUUGCUCCAUAGAGGGGACAGCAUUGCCAUUCUGGAUUCCAAAGAUGAACUUGUCAAGUCUGGGUACUCGGAUGGUUACGGACCUUGGCUGGCAUUUUAUGCCACUUUGAUCAUGCAGUUGCUCUUUCUGCCCGUGGGCUUUUACGUGAUGCUGUACCAAGGAUUCCAGCUGGUCACGUCGGGAAAGAUUUCCAACCUGGAGGAAGCCAUUCAACAUGUGGACAUCAGCAAGGAUUCUGAUGAUCAUGACCAGACCCUGCAGUCCAUCCUGAACAGCACCUAUCAGGUGGUCAAUGUCUCCAUGGCCGGCCAAGACUUCACACAGGAUUCAAGACUCAGUGUGGUCUUGCUCAUUGCAAAGCAUGCUGGUAGCACCCUGUACCGGCUAGUUGGAGCAGCUGUUGGAGCCAAGGCCAAAAGGUGGGCGGUCAAGAAAGGAUUCAAAGAAGGCCGAAAGCUCGGGAUCGAUGUCAUCAUCCGACCUCGUAGGGUCUGGAGAAAGGCACGCAAAGCUAUCCGCUGGGUCCGGUGGGGGAAGUAUCUAGCUCCCCUCAUUGCAACGGGGAACAAGCUCCGGGAAAACGUCGAAGAUUUGCUCAAGAAACGCAGACAGCGCCGAGAAGCAGUCCUGGCCCAGAGGAUCCGCAAAAUCCUGUGGAAGGAAAUGACCCAAGAGGAACGCCAGGAAAAGGCUGCACGUGGAAUCCAGAGCAUGUAUCGAAGCUACAUGGUCAGAAAGGCUAGAUGGGCUCUAGCUCUCAUCCAGUGCCGAACAGAUGAGUUGGCUGCCAUUCGUGUCCAGUCAAUGUUGCGAAGGAGCUUGCAGCGUGCCAGGGCACGAAUUAGGCAGAAGCGAACAGAACUGCAGGAACUAGAAGCCAGAGAGCGGCGUGUUAUGCAAGGUGAUAGACGAUUGGCAAUGAGCCCCUAUGAGCGUAAACGUCUGUACCAGCUCCAGGAUGAGAUGAAGGCAACUACAAACAAAGACUCUAUUGAUAGACGCCUUCUACUGCGCCCCAACACUUGGUUUGCCGUGGCAUGGAAAAUAACCUUUGUGUUCUGUGUGCUGCUGGAAAUUACAGAUUUGGCAGUGAACCCUCUAUUGGCAAAGCAAAAAGACAAGGCCACGGGGAAGCCUCUUACUCUCUCGACCAAGCUUCAAAGUGUCAUGAUCCCCAAGCCUAUGAUCGCUCGCAAACAAUGCUCCUGUUCUUCUAGGGAGCUCGAAGAGCUUGAUUCUUGGAUCCUCUCAUUGUCCACACCCCGACAAACCCAAUGCCCCUCAGAUCCGUGGUUCUGUCAGCCUCCAGUCUCUGCAGCACAAGCUUUCUAUACAGCUGUCAUGCGAUUUGUGCUCGAACAUUUCAUGGUUAUUGUCAGUAUCGUUGUUUUCUUGGAUGUGCCUGUGUACUUCUACACGGGAGAGCUCUGCCCAGACACAGGUUCACUUAUUCCAAAGGGUUUCUUUGAUCGGUGGAUUGCCCCUGGCAUCUUACUGCAGCUAAUUGUGAACCCUGAGAUGGAAACGGUGAGCAAGAAUGUCUGGAGUGUGCUCAUGGGAUCCAUGAGAGCAGGCCCCAUCAGGGUGUGGCGCUGGGUAGAGGCUCUGUUUUAUCCAUUGCUGGUUUUCAUGUUCGGUCUUUUGGAAUUCAAGUUUUGGAUUCCAGCUGUUGCAACAGUGAACAAAGGGCAAAUUGAGAAGCCAGAGAUGGAGCUUGUAUCGGAAGAAUCGCCCCCAGCAGUUCGCCGUCGGGCCACAAUGAUGCGGAGGACGUCCUUGAUCUCCUCCUCCUACUCCCCACAAUCAAAUCUCUUGAAAAGGACAGCACGAAGGGCCUCGUGCGUACAGCCCAGAAGUUCUGCUUUCGUGUCCUUUGUGCAACCUCGAAGGUCGUCGAUGUGUGGUCGUAUCUCAAUAAUUGAUGAAGAAACGGAGAAACUCAAGCUGCUUUAG